GACUCUCAAGCAUUUCAUUCCAAUUAAAACCCAGCCACACAUAGGUGAAUAUCUGUGUGUGUCUGUGUUUCUGGAUUGGGGACAGAGCUGCAUCUUGGCAGAGGAUGUUGUUAGCUGUAUACAGCCAUAAAAGACAAUUGCCGCCAUAACCUUUUAUGGGGUGCAAAGCGCUGCAAGGCGAGAGGACACAAAACAAAAAAAGACUGCUUCGACAGCUGAAGCCCAAAAUAAUGCAGCCGAUGCUUUGCUGUUCAGCUCAGAUAUGACAAGGCCGCUCAACCUAAAGCUCCGUCAUUAGCGCCAUGUCGACAUAACCAGUUCACAAGGAAGGAGAUUUAGUGGAUACAUAUUCUGAAAUAGAGCAGCCCCACAAAUGUUGGAUUUGUAACGCAAAGUGAGUCUUUCCCACAUCUUUUGGAGAAGAGCUUUACUUUUAAAUUAUGGUCUCUGCGUGUGUAAGGCUGGUUCAAGUCUCUGCAUGUUGGAGAAAAUAUUUAACACAAGAAACAUACGAGGAGCACCAAAUCCACUGUGAGGUAGCUGCAGAGCUGCUAAGUCUGAUGCUCGAUCAGAGCCAAGCACGGCUCACAUACACCGGGUUAUGUAGUUCAUUAAAAGCCACACACAAACUGACAGAAUAUUGUAGUUAGACGAUAACUCGGACUUUAGUCCAACUAGGAGUGCUGUUGUGACGCGUUAGGAGACGCAGAUGGACCCAAACUUCAAAGACUCGAGCAGAGACAGUGCAAUAAAACGCCUGGUCUGCUAUACUGUCUGGCAUUCCAGUUUUAAUGGCUUUAUGGCCGUCCAGACACAAUUAGGCCGUUUCCAGAAUGGCACCCAUUUGUUUUUUCUACUCUUUCUGUGGGGCUACGCGGCUGAACAAAAGGCCGAGCGGAAAUGAUCAGCUUUAUUGGAUUCUCCCCGACGGGGACGCGCAGGACUCACGGUCAUUUGGAGCGAUCCUUUGUUUCUACCUGGGAACCUUCCGCCCUCUGCUCCUUUGCUGGGCCCGUCCUAAAGGAGAAGGAGCAAUAAAGCCAGCAGCUAGCUUCAAACGCAGUGGUAGGCCUUUAGAUGCGUGAUGCUUUUUCAAAAUACAUUUGGACAAGUCUGUUAAAAGGCAUCCGCGCUUUGCUUAAAAUCACAACGAAGAAACAUAACGUUACCUUUUCAGCGUCAUGUCUUUUACUUUUAUCUUGCAUUUUAUUCCGGAUUGCAGUAGAAAGAAAAAAACGCCUGCGCACUGCGCCCUCCCCACCCUGCAGUGCCUGAAAGUCACCAGAGGGUGGCGACACUGUUCCACAACAUCACCCCACCACUUUAAACACUCCUCCCUAAUGAACCUCACUGGGGAAGAAACUGUAGUAACGUUUUUAAGAGUCCAGCAAAAUAAUUUCACACCUUUUUACAGUGUCUCAGUGCAGAAGCUGCUUCUCCAGCCCAGCGGGACGAAAGAAACAGUCAGCACACUGACUGCUGGAGUACUGACGUAGUCGCUCUCCUGCCAAUGGUUCUCUUACACUCUGUUUUUGGACGGCUUUGUAGACGCAAACUAUUCGGAACUGAGUUCAUUUGUUUGAUACCAGGGUUAUUAAGACUAACAUAAAAAUAUGUGCAAUGUUACUCUGCAUUUUUUAUGUAGAUUCUAAUUUUCUACGAUAUAUAUAAUGUACGAUGUAUAAAUAAGUUAGGCUUCUAAGCAAAACACAAUCGGCUGAAAAUAGUUUUUCAUGUUAAGAAAUAUUGUAAGGAAUUAAGGGAAUUAUUAUUAUCAUUUUUAUUAUUAUUACUAUUAUUAUUAUUUUCUUUAUGUAUUUUUCUAAUUUGACAAUUUGCUCUUUUAUCUGUGUAUUUAUUAUAAGCAUCGUUCCAUUCAUUUCAUGGUCAUUUAUGGACCAUUCAGGUAACAUUGUAAUGUCAGCUAAACAUUUUUGAUGAAUUGGACCGUAUUGUAAUUAUCAUCGUGGAUUAUUAUUAAUAUUGAUACAUAGCCUACGUUAUGUAUAAUCAAAAUAAUGUCCUAUAUUUUUUAUAGCCUACAUAUAAUUUUAAAACACGAGACUGUAUGCAAGUAUUGUUUUUAAAGCAGUCACAACGAAGUCACAUUCUGUCGGAUUAGUUAUGUAUAUAAAUAUUAUAUUAGUUAUUAGAUUAGUUGUAGUUAUAGCCAAUUAUAUGCUGUAUAUUAGUGUAGCUUGUGAUUGAGGGACUGUAGAUUACCUUGUUAAGGUAUUCUACCGUGUAUAAAAUAAAAACAUAUAUAUGAAGAUUUUUUAAAUAAAUGGGUAUUUGUAAAGCAGUAGUACGAGAAGGGAUCGCCCAUUAAAUCAUGACCUUAUAUCACCUAACUUACCUCUAGAUCACUGGGGUUGUGAGAAUUUCUCCCUUGUGUGUGUUGUGUGUUUUUGUAUGUAAAGUGUAAAUCCCACUCUGUUGUCCUGCGCCAUAAUGACAUCCAUGCCUGCUUGCUGAUUGGAUGAGAGCGUCCAGGCCUGAGUCACAUGGGCAAGUUAUUUGGCCCAGAGUAAAAAUGGGGUUCGGUGUAAAUCUAGGGUGUAUUGCUGUCAUAUAUCACGCUACCUCGUAAAAACGACACUGAAGAUUCUUGGCCAAGAAAUCAGAGAGAGAAAAAAAAUGAGUUCUUAUUAUGUGGAUGGUCUUCUUAGCAAAUAUACGGCGGGGAGUUCUCUGUUCCCAAAUGUGGAGCGGGCUUCUUGUAGUAUUGGACCCAGUGGAGAGGACUAUGCCUCGACUCAGACUGCUGCGGCCAUCGCGUUUGCACCGUCUCUGUCUGGAGUUUACAGCGUCAAUAAUGCACCAGUGUACCAGAGCCGCCCCUUGUUUACCUCGGGAUAUGGCAUGGGGCAGGACGCGCGCACACUGCACUGCAGCCUGUUUGACCAGAGCCGCCUGUUCACCGACAGCUGCUGCCAUCCGGAGCCGGGUCCCCUCACCUCGCCGCCGGACAAACAAUACCAGAUGUACCCCUGGAUGAGAGUAUCAGAUCCAAACGGAAAGCGGGGGCGGCAGACCUACUCUCGGUACCAGACCCUGGAGUUGGAGAAGGAGUUCCACUUCAACCGGUACCUGACCCGCAGGCGGAGGGUCGAGAUAGCCCAUGCCCUCUGCCUCUCAGAGAGACAGAUCAAAAUCUGGUUUCAGAACCGCAGGAUGAAGUGGAAGAAAGACCACAAGGAGGAACCGGUGUCGACCCCCGGGGAAAAGGACGGUGAUAUUCUGGCAGUGCCAGAAGCCGGAGAGCCCGAAGCUGGAGACACCCGGUGCGCCGGUUUGGAGUCAGAAACGGCUGCAAAGUAACGAAAGACCGGGACAGAGAAUUAAAAUCAAAGAAAAUCACUGUUUAGUAUGAAUACGGGAUACAUCUCAGAUGUUUCUAAUCUACCAUAUGCUGAUUAAUUGAAUGACAGCUGAAGGCCAUUGUGUAAUAAGCAUUUAACAGUAGGCUGUGGGUCUGUAUUUCACAUUUAAACCCAAAAUGCCUAAAGAGGCUCCAGCAUGAAAGAGCGAUAUUGACUACCUUUCCAAACUAUAUUUGAUAUAUGCAUUACUAAAUAUGUUAUUUUCCCCUGAUUUUACAACUGAAUCAACAUUCCUUAACGAAAAACUACCUAAUAUUUUCCUUCUAAUAUUAAAACACUGACACAAGGAAUUCAACGUAAGUUGAAAUUGACUGUAGGCUACUUUAAUCUAUUCUACCUAUUCGAGUAAUUCUUCUCCACAGAAGGUUGUGUUUUCUAAAGGUAACAAUACACCAUUAUGCGCAAAUGUGCCUCAUUUUGAGUAUAGGCCAAUUAAAAAUAAACUUUUUGUUGGUCAAAUGCAUCCAUCUGUGAUUUAGCUGCUUUCUAGAUGUCAGUAUGUCUACCGCUGUAUCGUUUUUUUUUUGAAUGCGUAUAACUGCUUAUCACUUAGAAUAUUAAUAUGCCUGUUUUCGAUAUUAUUUGCCUCUUUAUACAUCCCAGGAUCAACACACAUUUGUUAAGUUUUGGAUGAUCUACCUCGGAUUCCCAGAAAGUCAACUUGCCUAUAAUGUAAACCGGAAUAUCCAUUUGUAAAUGCUUUAGCCAUGUACAUUAAAAUGUUCUUGUUUAUUAUAUUAAGAAACAAAUUCAGGCUCAAAUUUUCACAAUUGUACAUGAAUUGGCUAUUUUGAUCUUCUAAAUGUGAAAAUACUGUGAUAUAUCCAGGUUCAGUGCUUGCGUAAUGUGAAGCACAACAUGUGAACAAAAAAAUAUCAAAAGCUCCUGGGAAUGUUUUAAAUCUGUAAAUGAAAAUAAUUUAAUAAAAUAGCCUUUACCUGUCUGUUUGUUUGCAUGUAAUAUUUGCUUUCAAUAUUUUCGAAUCUAAUAUUGUGCAACCACAACAACAAUCAUAACGACAGUCAUUAUAACGCGCCGAUUGAGUGAUAAUAUGUCGCUCCAAGUCACCAUUAAGUGCUGUUUAAUGUGGCCAAGAUUGGGUCGCAUGUAACGAAACAUGGUGCAGUCCAUUAUCAGUGUUAAACACUUAAGUUGGGGAAUGUGAACUAUUGGAAAGCGAGAC
Molecule: messenger RNA, 4566 nt
Organism: Etheostoma spectabile (orangethroat darter)
Lineage: Eukaryota; Metazoa; Chordata; Actinopteri; Perciformes; Percidae
Product: homeobox protein Hox-A7
Exons: 2
Coding region: 2638-3321 (227 amino acids)
Biological process (GO): regulation of transcription by RNA polymerase II; anterior/posterior pattern specification
Cellular component (GO): nucleus
Molecular function (GO): RNA polymerase II cis-regulatory region sequence-specific DNA binding; DNA-binding transcription factor activity, RNA polymerase II-specific
Source: RefSeq, a predicted model, not a curated record